AUAAACCCAAACACCAUACGCAAUAGCCAUCACAACUCAAGAUACAGAGCUAGCUCACGUACCAUCCAAGUUGCUAGGCACGCUUGAACCCAGCCAUGGCAAGCCGAGCUCUCACUCCCUUCCAGCUCACCGCCACCCUAUUCGUGGCGCUCCUCGCCACGUGCCAUGCCGGCAGCAUCGCCGUGUACUGGGGCCAGAACGACGGCGAGGCGUCGCUGGCCGAGACGUGUGCGUCCGGGAACUACAAGUUCGUCAUCCUCGCUUUCCUCCCCAAGUUCGGCAAGGGCCAGACACCGGAGCUGAACCUUGCCAGCCACUGCGACCCUUCGUCGGGUGGCUGCAGAAGCCAAAGCAAGGACAUCAAAGCGUGCCAGCGACGCGGCGUGAAAGUCCUGCUCUCCAUCGGCGGUGGCGACGGGAGCUACGGCCUCUCGUCCCCCGGCGACGCGCGGCAGGUUGCCAUGUAUCUCUGGAACAACUACCUAGGCGGCGCGUCGUCAUCCGGCCCCCUUGGCGAUGUCGUGCUCGAUGGCAUCGACUUCGACAUCGAGCUCGGCAGCGCCAAGUUCUGGAACAACCUCGCCAGGGACCUCAAGGACUUGGGUAAAAACGGAGGCAAUACCGUGUUGCUGAGCGCGGCGCCGCAGUGCCCGUUCCCCGACGAGUGGGACGGCGGUGCGAUCAGCACGGGACUGUUUGACUUUGUUUGGGUGCAGUUCUACAACAACGAGGAAUGCCAGUUCAGUGCGGGGCGUAAGGCAUUCAUGGACGCAUGGAAGAAGUGGGAGUCGGUGCCGGCGGGGAAGAUCUUUCUGGGGCUGCCGGCCUCCAAGGACGCGGCGGGCACCGGGUUCAUCCCUGCCAGCGAGCUCACUUCGCGUGUGUUGCCACUCAUCAAAGGCUCUCCAAAGUACGGCGGUGUCAUGUUGUGGUCCAAGUUCUAUGACGACCGCACGGGCUACAGCUCCGCCAUCAAGAGCGACGUGUGAUUUUCGUUGCUAUAUGUUCGUCCCCGAUGAUGUUGUAUGUGGGUAUUUGUGUAUUAUAGGUUGUUUGGCCUGUUUAUGUUUGUAGUUGUAUAUCUUUUAUGUGUGUGUGUGUAUUCUCUGUGAUGACUCCGAAUUGUUACUCGGAGUGUAAGCCCGGUGUGUAUCACUAUUUCAGAACAAUAAACACACACAACAGUUUGUAAAA
This is a messenger RNA of Hordeum vulgare subsp. vulgare (domesticated barley), 1194 nucleotides long. RefSeq names its product acidic endochitinase-like. The record is from RefSeq and is a predicted model, not a curated record. Gene Ontology annotation, cellular component: extracellular region. Gene Ontology annotation, molecular function: chitinase activity. Bases 96 to 989 code for a protein of 297 amino acids. Gene Ontology annotation, biological process: carbohydrate metabolic process. The transcript is spliced from 2 exons. Lineage: Eukaryota; Viridiplantae; Streptophyta; Magnoliopsida; Poales; Poaceae.